Messenger RNA from Nicrophorus vespilloides, 1309 nucleotides. RefSeq names its product argininosuccinate synthase. The transcript is spliced from 5 exons. Gene Ontology annotation, cellular component: cytoplasm. The record is from RefSeq and is a predicted model, not a curated record. Lineage: Eukaryota; Metazoa; Arthropoda; Insecta; Coleoptera; Silphidae. Gene Ontology annotation, biological process: L-arginine biosynthetic process; urea cycle. Bases 33 to 1253 code for a protein of 406 amino acids. Gene Ontology annotation, molecular function: argininosuccinate synthase activity; ATP binding.
AUAGAAUUUGUGUUUCGCUAGUCGCUGACAAAAUGACCAAGGAGAAGGUUAUCUUAGCUUAUUCGGGUGGUUUGGACACCAGCUGCAUCCUCAAAUGGUUGCUGGAGAAGAACUAUGAAGUCAUCUGCUACAUGGCCAAUAUUGGCCAGGAGGAAGACUUUGAUGCUGCCCACCAAAAGGCUAUGAAAAUCGGCGCCUCUAAGGUCGUCAUUGAUGACCUUAGAGAAUCGUUCGUGAACGAUUACGUCUGGCCAGCAAUCCGUUCAGGAUUGAUCUAUGAGAACCGUUAUCUUCUUGGUACAUCUUUGGCACGUCCAUGCAUUUCGGUGGGACUCAUGAAAUGCGCUCAAGCUAAUGGCGCUCAGUACAUUUCCCACGGAGCGACGGGAAAAGGUAACGACCAGGUCCGAUUCGAGUUGUCCUGCUACUACAUCUGUCCCAAGAUCAAGGUGAUCGCACCAUGGCGUAUGGACGAGUUCUGCAAGCGCUUCCAAGGUCGUCAAGAUCUUCUGAAGUACGCCGCUGAGAACGGCAUCCCGGUUUCCGUGACUCCUAAGGCACCUUGGAGCAUGGACGCCAAUCUCAUGCACAUCAGCUACGAGUCCGGAAUCUUGGAGAACCCAAACACCGAAGCACCGGAAGAUCUCUUCAUGAUGACCAAGAACCCGCUCACCUGCACCUUGAAACCGAUGAGAAUCGAAAUCGAAUUCUGCAAGGGAGUACCUGUUCAAUUGAAGACAGCCGACAAAGUCAUCAAGGAUAAUCUCCAGAUUUUCUUGUACUUGAACAAACUAGGAGGAGACUUUGGUAUCGGCAGAAUCGACAUCGUUGAAAACAGAUUCAUUGGUCUUAAAUCUCGCGGUGUAUACGAAACCCCAGCUGGUUUCAUUCUGCACGAAGCACACACCGAUUUGGAGGUCUUCUGCAUGGAUAAAGAAAUGUACCGCGUCAAGCAGAGCCUGCGCGACAGAUUAUCCGAUUACGUUUACAACGGAUUCUGGUUCUCACCGGAAGGUAAUUACGUAAGGAAGUGCAUUGAGCUUGCCGAGGAGAACAUCACCGGCAAUGUUAAGUUACUGUUGCAUCCAGGAGCAGUAACCGUUUUGGGACGCAGCUCUGCGUACUCCACCUACAAUGAGGAUUUGGUGUCCAUGGACAAACACGCCGAUUUCAGCCCAGAAGAUGCUUCCGGUUUCAUCAACAUCCAAGCAAUUCGUCUUAAGGAAUUCAGGAGACUGAACAUCAACCAAUGAAUAUUCAAUAUAAUUUGAACAAGAUUAAAACAACUACAAAUACAACUUACAACUAA